AUGCGGUUCAACACGGUGUUCUUCCUGCUGAUCCUAUCCUGUUUCUGCCUCGCACUGGCACAAACCAGCUAUGACGACUGCUGUUUGAAAUAUGUGAAAAAACUGGGUCGAAACGUUCAGAGACAUGCAGCGGAGUACAGGUGGCAGGUGCCGGAUGGAGGCUGCAACAUCCCUGCUGUAAUCUUCACCAUGAGGAGGGGGCGUGAGUUUUGCACAGACCCCAGAGAAAAAUGGGUGGCGGAACUGAUGAAGAAGAUUGACGGAAAGGGAAAGAAGGGGAAGGUGGGUGGUUUCUGA
Molecule: messenger RNA, 297 nt
Organism: Centropristis striata (black sea bass)
Lineage: Eukaryota; Metazoa; Chordata; Actinopteri; Perciformes; Serranidae
Gene: ccl25a
Product: chemokine (C-C motif) ligand 25a
Exons: 3
Coding region: 1-297 (98 amino acids)
Biological process (GO): G protein-coupled receptor signaling pathway; lymphocyte chemotaxis; neutrophil chemotaxis
Cellular component (GO): extracellular region
Molecular function (GO): chemokine activity; CCR chemokine receptor binding
Source: RefSeq, a predicted model, not a curated record